CUCAUUAAUCAUAUCAUCACUUUCAUUCAUCUCUCUUCCUCUUUCCUUUCCGUUUCCACCGACGUUAGCGAUCCACCAUCCGCCUCCAUCUCCCCUGGAGAUUCUCAACGAUUAUCCCUCCCCGGUCUCGUCUCUCUGUAAUCUCUUUCAAAAACCCAUCUCUGUUCCCGAAAGUAUCAACCUUGAUUCCGCCCCUGGAUCUUGAAUCUCCCCGAUUCGGAUUCAAAGCCUUCGACUUUCCUCUACAAUCGAAGAUCUCUUUCGAUUUCAAACCGACCCAUCAUCGAUUUCACGACCCCUUCUCGUUGAUGAACAAAACUAGGGUUUGCGGUGAGGUUUCCAAAUCUCCGUCGAAACCUCUCACGUCAUCAACCUCCGUCACGGAAACCGUCAACGGCUUCCACGAAUUCAAAAUCAGCGGCUACUCUCUCACCAAAGGCGUCGGAGUCGGCAAAUACGUCGCCUCCGAUACCUUCACCGUCGGCGGUCACUCGUGGGCUGUCUACUUCUACCCCGACGGAAAGAGUCCGGAGGAUAACUCCUCUCACGUUUCUCUGUUCAUCGCCUUGGCGAGCGAAGGAGCCGAUGUCAGAGCUUUGUUCGAGCUCACGCUCGUUGACCAGAGUGGUAAUGAGAAGCACAAGGUUCAUAGCCAUUUCGGAAGAGCGCUCGAGAGCGGACCCUAUACUCUCAAGUAUCGUGGAAGCAUGUGGGGAUACAAGCGGUUUUUCAGGAGGGAUAGUCUAGAGACAUCAGACUAUCUCAAGGAUGAUAGUCUCUUGGUUCGGUGCCGUGUCGGUGUGGUGAAGUCUUGCACCGAGGGACCGAGGGACUACAAUAUCAAUGUACCAGUUUCUAACUUGGGGCAACAGCUGGGGAGUCUUUUGGAAAGUGGGAAAGGUUGUGAUGUUACUUUUGAAGUCGAUGGAGAAACUUUCUCUGCUCACAAGCUGGUUCUUGCUACGCGUUCACGAGUUUUCAGGGCGCAGCUUUUUGGACCGUUAAGAGACAGAGAUACCGACGGUAUAGAGAUAGAAGACGUGGAGGCCUCCAUUUUUAAGGUCCUGAUUGUAGUGUCAUACAGGAUGUGCUUAUCACGAAUGUACCAUCCGGGAUCUUCUCCUGUGACGCUUCUCCUGUUGAAUUUACUCACCCGGGAUAAGGUUUUGCUGCAUUUUAUCUACUGGGACGAAUUGCCAGAUAUGCAAGAGCUAAUAGGCACAGAUUCCAAAUCGGCUUCUACUCUUGUGGCUCAGCAUCUGCUUGCAGCGGCAGACCGUUAUGCUCUUGAGCGGCUUAAAGCUAUCUGCGAGUCAAAACUUUGUGAAGGAAUCACCGUAAACACGGUUGCAACUACAUUGGCCCUAGCGGAGCAGCUCCAUUGUUUCCAGCUAAAAGCAGUCUGUCUCAAAUUCGUCGCGUCGCCAGAGAACUUGAAAGCUGUGAUGCAAACAGAUGGGUUUGAUUAUCUGAAAAGGAGCUGUCCAUCUCUACUAACUGAGCUAUUGAAGUAUUUGGCGAGGCUUAGGGAACACUCUGUAACUGCACCGGGACAUCCAAAAGAUAUAUUUGCUGAUGGCUGUGAUUCCAAUGGAAGAAGAGUGAAGCAACGGUUGCAUUAAACAGAAUUGUGCAUUGUAUAAUCAUUGUUAAGGAUAAUGGCUGAUCUGAAACUGUAUGAUCCAGCAAGUACAAUGAAUCUUUUUCGAUCUUUGUAUUAAUAUGAAAUUUGGUUACUAA
Messenger RNA from Brassica rapa (field mustard), 1740 nucleotides. RefSeq names its product BTB/POZ and MATH domain-containing protein 1. Gene Ontology annotation, molecular function: protein binding. NCBI's taxonomy places the organism in Eukaryota, Viridiplantae, Streptophyta, Magnoliopsida, Brassicales, Brassicaceae. Gene Ontology annotation, biological process: protein ubiquitination. The record is from RefSeq and is a predicted model, not a curated record.